AGCGGAGCCGGCGGCGCGGCUGCAGCGGCAGGCGGGGGAGCGCUCCUCACCGCUCCGCCUCCGACCGCCGCCCGCUGCGGGGAUGUGUGAUUGCCAUGGCGAGGCGGCUCUUCCCGGGGGCCUGGCUGAGGAAGCCCCACUCCGCGCAGGUCCGUCUGUCAUACAUGCGGAUCAAAUAUCUCUUCAUCUCCUGGUUGGUAGUGUUUGUUGGCAGCUGGAUUAUGUAUGUCCAGUACUCCACCUACACAGAACUGUGCAGAGGACAUGACUGUAGGAAAAUAAUAUGUGAUAAAUACAAGACUGGUGUUAUUGAUGGGUCAGCAUGUAGCAGUCUUUGUGCUAAAGAAACAUUGUAUUUUGGAAAAUGUUUGUCAACAAAGCCCAAUAACCAGAUCUAUUUAGGAAUCUGGGGAAAUCUGCAAAGUGUUAUAAAAUGCCAGAUGGAAGAAGCUGCUCAACUUGAUUUUGGUACUGACCCAGAACCAAGGAAGGAAAUAGUCCUAUUUGAUAAACCAACAAGAGGAACCACCGUUGAAAAAUUCAAAGAAAUGGUAUAUGGUCUUUUUAAAGCAAAACUGGGUGAACAAGGAAAUCUUUCAGAACUGGUUAAUCUCAUCCUGUCUUUCGCUGAUGGAAACAAAGAUGGAAGAGUCUCUUUGCCAGAGGCAAAAUCUGCAUGGGCACUCCUGCAGCUUGAAGAGUUUCUGUUAAUGGUGAUCUUGCAGGAUAAAGAGCAUACUCCCAAGCUGAUGGGUUUUUGUGGGGAUCUCUAUGUGACAGAAAGAGUUGAAUAUACCUCUCUCUAUGGAAUCAGCCUUCCAUGGAUUAUAGAACUUCUCAUUCCCUCUGGCUUCAGGAGAAGCAUGGACCAGUGGUUCACUCCAUCAUGGCCAAGAAAGGCAAAAAUAGCUAUAGGGCUUUUAGAAUUUGUGGAAGACAUUUUCCACGGACCUUAUGGUAACUUUCUUAUGUGUGAUACAAGUGCCAAAAACUUGGGAUAUAAUGAUAAAUAUGAUUUGAAAAUGAUGGACAUGAGAAAAAUAGUGCCAGAGAUUAAUUUGAAGGAAAUAAUUAAAGAUCGUCAGUGUGACUCAGAUUUGGACUGCAUUUAUGGUACAGACUGUAGAACACUAUGUGACCAAAGCAAAAUGCGAUGUACCACUGAAGUAAUUCAGCCAAACUUAGCAAAAGCUUGUCAGCUCCUUAAAGACUAUCUGCUUCGUGGUGCUCCUUCUGAUAUCCAUGAAGAACUAGAGAAACAACUCUACUUGUGCAUUGCCCUUAAAGUCACAGCAAAUCAGAUGGAAAUGGAGCAUUCUUUAAUACUCAAUAACUUAAAAACUUUACUGUGGAAGAAAAUUUCUCAUACAAAUGACUCGUAGCUUCUCCACCAGCAGAAGAGAAUAUUGAUGCCUGUCACUAGAGGUGGCCUAAGACAUUUGAUAAAAACAAUCUGCACCUUUUAAAAAAGAUAUUUCUUUAUUCAGAUUUUAUUAAUGGUUCUUUCAGUCCUGCCCUUCAGUCAGUAAGUGAUGACAGGGCUUCUCAAAAAAUGAACAUGCCACUGAAUGAUCAGGCAGAGGCCAGAAGUCCUUCUGGUGUUCAGUGCUGUGUUAUGGAAACAACAACUCUGCAUGCUUGACUGUUCUGUGCACUUUUUCAGAUCUUGAACAGGAUGAAAGUGUUCACUGUGCCACCACAUCAGCUGAGGGAACAUCUUCCAUUUCUGUGGAAAACAUUGCUCACUUGUGAAAUACCUGCAGAGGAUUUUUUUCCUGAGUAGUUUUAUGAAGAAUCACCACUACUGCAAGUAAUGUGUCCAAGUCCAAGCUGCUGUUAUGAAUAAACUGAACUGUGAGAUUGAAGUUUACUAAUA
Molecule: messenger RNA, 1876 nt
Organism: Parus major (Great Tit)
Lineage: Eukaryota; Metazoa; Chordata; Aves; Passeriformes; Paridae
Gene: DIPK1A
Product: divergent protein kinase domain 1A
Exons: 5
Coding region: 96-1382 (428 amino acids)
Source: RefSeq, a predicted model, not a curated record